ACAGCGGUCGCUCCGCCGCACUGGAACAAAAGCAGCCAGAUUGAAACUGUGCAGUGAAGGCAGACACUAUAUUAACAUCAGAUCUUUAUAUUGUCUGGUGUUUCUUUUUGGACAUCAUGGUGAAACAGCGGCGCGUCAGGGCUCAUCCCUGUUGUGGAGUUGUUGCGCCUCUUCGUUGCAGAAGAGGAUCGAUGAAGACUCUGACAGAGCCAGCCAUAUUUGCCAGGGAGACGAGUUGUGACUGUCUCGCCCCACACGAGAAACUCACCAUCGCUCAGGCUCGCAGAGGAACCCCAGUGGACCGGCCCGUCAGAGUCUACGCCGAUGGCAUCUUUGACCUGUUCCACUCCGGACAUGCUCGUGCUCUCAUGCAGGCCAAGAACCUCUUCCCCAACACCUACCUCAUAGUAGGAGUGUGCAGUGACGAGCUGACCCACAAAUACAAGGGUUUCACCGUCAUGACGGAGCACGAGCGCUACGAGGCGCUGAGGCACUGUCGCUACGUGGACGAGGUUCUGCGAGACGCGCCGUGGACCCUCACACCCGAGUUCCUCGAGAAACACAAGAUCGAUUUUGUGGCUCACGAUGAUAUCCCAUACUCCUCAGCAGGAAGUGAGGAUGUUUAUAAACACAUCAAGGAGGCAGGAAUGUUUGUGCCGACACAACGCACAGAGGGAAUCUCCACGUCUGACAUCAUCACCAGAAUCGUCAGAGACUACGACGUCUACGCCCGGCGGAACCUUCAGCGCGGAUACACGGCCAAGGAGCUCAACGUCAGCUACAUCAACGAGAAGAAGUACCGACUCCAGAACCAGGUGGAUCGCAUGAAGGAGAAAGUUCGCACGGUGGAGGAGAAGAGCAAACACUUUGUGUACCGCGUGGAGGAGAAGAGCCACGACCUCAUACAGAAGUGGGAGGAGAAAUCCCGGGAAUUCAUCGGCAACUUCCUAGAACUUUUUGGGCCCGAUGGAACAUGGAAACAGGUGUUCCAGGAGCGCAGCGGUCGAAUGCUGUCCUACGCCCUGUCUCCCAGGGAGUCGCCGUGCAACAGCCCUCCCCGCGAACUGUCCCCCCUCCGCUCGCCCUCACCCCCGUCCCCCCCAACACGUUGGCACAGUGCGCGGCCUUCGCCCCCGACCUCCCCCAAAGGGGCGUCCGCGUCCAUCAGCAGCAUGAGUGAAGGGGACGAGGACGAGAAGUAGAUGGACAAACACAUGCAAACACCUCACUCACAGUUCACUGCCUGAGAACUGCUCACACACACACACACACACACACACACACGCGCGCACACACACGCACACUGACUGGACACUGAAACCAUAAUCCUCCAGGAUGUUGAUCUGCAGAAGACGGUGGUCAUGGGAGACGUAGUUCUGACCUUUAGUGGUAAGAAGCAAUCACUGUCUCUGUUGUCGGGGGCAACACAGGAAACAGAAGGCAGACGGAGAGGAUUUAUGUACACAGUGUCAUGGAUCACAAGGAAGCCCAGAGUCCUUUGGAUUUGCCUGGGAUAGUCCAGCACUGAUAGAGACUGUCUGUCCCACAGCAGCCUGCUCAUAACCUCACCUCACUGCUUUUGUCUUGUUCUCUUCGGUUUAGUAUCUUCGUAGGCGGGGACGUCGAGGCUUUUCGGAGCGACUGUGACCUGUAGACGUAGAAGAGGCACAUCGUUACACAAACACUGUGUCUGACGUUCAGUUCAGCGGCUCGUGUGAACUGGAUUCACCAUCACUGUGUAACUUUGUCGGUUAGGGAUUAAGCUUAAGGCGCUACACGCUCCGUAGAACAGCAGAGGUGUCACAGUGGCACGCAGUUACAUAGUCAGUGCUUGUAUGCUGCAUUUUUUUCAUCAAAGGUCCAGUCUGUAAAAGAAAAAGAAGAAAAUGAAGAUACAGUUAUUAUACUGAAUUGUGACUUUUUAAUUAGCCCAAAUACGCCAGACUCCUCUGUUAAAUAUUAAGAUUUUAGAAAUUUCCUGUCUAAAUGUUGGAGAUUAACACGUUUUCAGGAUUUUUAACUGAUCUACAGUUUGGCAUUGUUUGGUUUGAUUCUUGUGUCGACACUCUCUGCCAAUCAGUUGCCGGCAGUCUGUCGACGUCAGACAAAAGUACCAGGUACCAGGUACUAGCCCUAAUGGAAAAGUAAAAUAAACUGAGUAGAGUCGAGGCGUGCUAGAGCUGUAUAAUGGAAAAGGGGUAUUCAGCUCCAACACGCAACAUCCACCAAUGAAUUUUACACGCUGCACCUUUAAUGAAUGUAGAAAGAGUGAUUCACAGUCUGUAAUUCUGUUCAUUUAUUUAAACCCAUGUUAAGUAUGGACCAGUGUACUGUACCUAGUCUUUAAAUGUCCACCUGAUUGUGAUCAUUUAACGUAGCUUCUUGAACGUAACCAGCCAUCACGACCCCUCCCGGAGCAUAGAUGUAACGACUCACACACACACACAGAAAAACCUGCAUCACUACAGAAACAUGUCAUUACUCACCAUGAAAUCCCACGUGUUUCAGGGUUUUGUUUUUUUUCCAUGUUUCCAUCAGUCAGUGUUUAGCAGGUAUUUUGUGGCUCUUUAGAAAAAAAACGAUGUCUGCUGUGAAAAAAAAAAAAUCAAUCCUGACAAACAUUUCUCCAGGGCUCUGAUGAUACUU
Messenger RNA from Solea solea (common sole), 2646 nucleotides. It is a transcript of the gene pcyt1ba, whose product is annotated as phosphate cytidylyltransferase 1B, choline a. Gene Ontology annotation, biological process: CDP-choline pathway. The record is from RefSeq and is a predicted model, not a curated record. Lineage: Eukaryota; Metazoa; Chordata; Actinopteri; Pleuronectiformes; Soleidae. The transcript is spliced from 8 exons. Bases 117 to 1202 code for a protein of 361 amino acids. Gene Ontology annotation, molecular function: phosphatidylcholine binding; choline-phosphate cytidylyltransferase activity.